AUGUCCCUCACACACCAGUCCCAGUCGCGGACCUGGCUCAGCCGUCGCUCCAAGCACCGUGUGUGGCUGAAGGAUGUUCAGUUAUAUGUCUUCUGUAGCGCAUACCGGCAGGAAAAUAUGCGGCAGAACAAGUCUGGUGCAUUUGAGAUUUAUUUUGAUCGCGAGGAAGGAGCAAAAAGGUUCAGAGAAGUCUUUGCAUUGAGAAUGGCAAACGUCGAGUCGUCCGAGGAGGUUGAUAACGACGAUGCAGGGCCUUCUUAG
Podospora pseudocomata is the source of this 261-nucleotide messenger RNA. RefSeq lists its product as uncharacterized. NCBI's taxonomy places the organism in Eukaryota, Fungi, Ascomycota, Sordariomycetes, Sordariales, Podosporaceae. The coding region runs from base 1 to 261 and encodes 86 amino acids. The transcript has 3 exons. The record is from RefSeq and is a predicted model, not a curated record.